AUGGCAGCCCUUCCCUCCAACGGGGCCAUGGCUACGACCGGUGAUGCCACUGAAGAGUCCGAAGUGCUGCCCAAGAUCCACGACGCUCUCAACCUGAUAUACAGCCCUCACUCGAGCAACCAGUCCCGCCGAGAAGCACAGGAGUUUCUUGAGGGCAUCAAGGGUCUUGACCAGUCUCCAUCCGUUGGUUUUAAUCUGGCCCAGGUCAAGGGCAAGGAGCCCAUCAUCCGACACUAUGGCCUCUCGCUUCUUGAACAUGCUAUAAAACACAAAUGGGGGGAUUACUCGGGAGAGCAGCUUGGAUACUUACGAGGGUGGGUGCUUCAGCUAGCCGAAAAUGUCAGCCGGGACGACCCGCUCUAUAUCCGCAACAAGGUAGCACAGCUUUGGGUCGAAAUAGCAAAGCGGUGCUGGGGCCCGGACUGGGCCGAGAUGGAUGAGCUGCUAAUGGCGAUGUGGAAUAUACCCGGCCCGACUGCUCACAAGGAGCUCGUGCUCUUCAUACUCGAAUCUUUGUCGGAUGAGAUAUUCGGUGUUUCGGGCGACGAUCCCACGGUCGCUAUGCGUGAGGCGACUUUAUCCAAGAUUUGUGUUGAUAUUUUCACACCGCUGUCGGUGCUGUCUGAGCAGUUUCCGUCACGCUCCAGCGUCAGUAAUAUCAGGGCCGGUGAAGAUGGUUGGAUCAUACGCGUGUCACGCUUGCUCGGGGAUUGCUUGGCUGGAGACGUACAGAACAACGAUGAUAUCCGGACUUGCGCUAUAAAGUCGCUUUCGGUGCUACACUCAGUCAUUCCAUGGGCCAUACCACAAGCCUUGGCGAGCUCGGGCUGUGUUGGGCUUAUGUGUAAUGGCCUUGCCGCAUCUCACGUUGCGGUUCAGAAGGCUGCUCUCGAGGCAAUACACGCUCUAUACGGCAGAAACAACUUUGUUGACGAUGAUUUUGUGAACCUGGUCGUACCCAUGUACGAUCCAAAGUUCGUGGAGCUAGGCAGAAGGUUGUUUGAGUGGUCCUCUGCCAUUGAUCCGGACGAUAUCGAUGACGACAAAUAUCAGUUUGCCAAAAAGUUCUCAGAAAUGGUCUCUUCUCUUGGCAACUACCUCGAUAGAAGGAUGGAAUGUCUCCCGUCAGGUAUCGAGCUUCAAGGGUUCUUCGAAUUUUUGCUGUUGAUCCUCCAGAGUCAGAGCCUGGUUGUUUCGAUACCAGUUCUUGUAACAUGGACACGGCUAUUGCAUAAUCCUGAUUUCGGGGCUUCGAUAGGCGAGACUGCUCUUGUUGGCCACCUGCUUGAGGUUUGCAGCUCGCGGCUUGUGCAGUACGAGCACCUGCCAGAGGAUACGAGAGACGCAACAUAUACGUUUCUUAUGGAAGACACCGACACAAUUCCUGAAAGACAUGCUUUCCUGGGCAACUACCGUCGGUACUGCUCGCAAGUUAUUGAGAGUAUUGUGCAACUGAAGCUCGUGGAUGCUCUUCAGCACAUCCUUGGACAGGCUGAUGAAGUACUUGAUCGUUUGUAUAACGGCAAGGCGCCUCUGGAUCCUUCGAGUUACAACAAGAACUCGAUGGAAGCCCUGACCAUCGAUGCUCGUUUUACUGUCAUUGAGUCGGCUCUGAAAGGAUAUGUCAAAUGGCGACAGAGCAUGGACUUUACCAUACCAGAAAACCUACAACGGAAAACUUCUCUAGAGGAGAGCUUCGAAGGAUGGUGUAAUCGUCUGCUUAAAAGGGAAUUCGAGGAUCCGAUGAUCCGAAAACGGAUACUCCAGCUCUUGGUCGCCUUCUCUACAACUGCCCUUGACAGAAACUCGGAAUUCAUGCUCAAGGUACUGGAGCAUAUUCUUGUCACAUGGCCAAACCCUCAACCAGAGUACCGGCUCUUCAACGAAUCGGUUAAGGAUCUUCAAUCAGAAAGCAUGGUGGAGCUUCAACGCCUGGCGUCAAAGAUGCCCGACAAGCUUCUUGAGGUCUACAGCCAUAUCGAGGCCAAAGUCAAGGAGAUGAUAUCCUCGGGCACGCUCGACGACAAGAGGCAGCUCGCUUAUCAGUCUUUUCUUUUCAUCAUCAUUCAUCGCGCGUCCGAGAUUGACCAAGAAUCGAGGAUCAUGCGCCUGCAGCCAUUUAUCAACCCGGUGCUGGCUCAGUGGAGUAAUCCAGCACUGGGUCAGGCUCUGUCAUCCUACAGCAACUUUUGCGAGGCGAUGGCCCUGGACAAGGCUCAGAGAUAUUUGGCAAGCAAAGAGGUUCACAAGAUAGCAGACUGGGGUGCCGUGCCACUGGACGCAGAGGGAUUGGCUCUUCAGGCUGAGCUGGAAGAGCGGCAAACGAUGCUACCACUCCGACCAACCAAAACUUUCCUCACUUACUCGGUAGAAAAGCUCGACAAGGGGUCCGCACCACAUGCCCACGCUUGCCAUAACCACAGCAACUGGGUAAACCUACCCCAGGAAAUGAAAUCUAUCGUAGGCCGCGUGCUAGCCGACAGGUUCUGGCAAGCAGGCAUCUCGGAAGGAAGCAAGGAUGAAUUUUAUGCCAGGGUUGUUGACAAAAAGGGAACGCUCGAAGGACUCGCGUCAACUAUCCGUGGCGCCGUCAGGGUGGUGCGCGACACUUGCUACGCGAUUCUCUUCUGCAUGAGCCGCCUAGACCUUCAGUUCUACGGGUUCGAUGAGCUACCGGGUCCACUUUCGCUCGCGCUCUUCGCCGACUCUGUCUGUUUGUCGUCGCAUCAGAUCAUCAACCUGCUGAAUCUGGUCAGGUAUCUUGUCGAUCACUGUCCGGUACAGCUGCGGGAGCACUUUCUACCACCGCUGCUUGCAGCAUGCUUCCAGCAAAUUGACAACAAGAUCAACACAGAGUGGGAGAAACUCGGCUUCCAGUCCGAGGUACAAGCAGCUGGGGAGGCCCUAACUGAGGAGAUGAAGAACGAGAGUAUUUUGAGGCAGUUGACAUACACUGCAGUUGUCAUGGUUGCCGAUUUUCUGGACCCUCACAGAAUAAACUCUGAUGCGUACGGGGCACCCCUGGCAAAUCCAAACCAGCAUCCAGCAUUGCGAAAGUUCUGCUUGAUGCAUUCGGUUAUAGUUGAGCCUCUACUGUUGUUUUGCGCGCACGGCAUUCGUAUGCGCGAUACAAGAUGUUGCGGGGUUGUGCUGCGCGUCUUCCGAUAUAUCAUACCUGAGUUUUCAGUGUCUCCAGAUCGCGGGACCCAGGAAAGCAACGACGACGGAAAGACCCCGGCAGCGCCGACUAGGGGACUUGUUCCUGACGACUUCCCAAUCCCGCAGGAAACGGCACGCGCGAUUCGUGAGUUCAUCUCUUCAGAAGUUCUUGUAGCAUGCAUCACUUCGAUGCACGAACCCUACUUUGUGGACCUCCAGCGCGAACUGGCAAUGUUGAUUGCAACAAUCCUGGCGCAUUACUGCCCCCUCACGUCAACUCCUCGGGGUAUUCUGCUCUCUUUGCCAGGGCUCAAAGAGUCUGAUGUCGAUCACGCUAUUCGGUACAUAACUCGAUCCGGGACAAACGUGAGGCAGCAGCGCGGAAUGGUACUCGACCUGUUCAAGGAUCUCAAGGGUGUCAGUGUAUCGGAACAAGGGAAGCUCCAGAGGGUCGACCGUGGAAAUGAAAGUAAGAAGUCGGGACGGAGCAAAAUGGCCCAAGAGUUCAUGACAGCUCCUACGCAGGACCACAUGGGAGGGCGGACGAAGACGCCUGACUUGGAAGGCGUUGCCAACCUGUUUGACGGACAAUAG
Pyricularia pennisetigena is the source of this 3753-nucleotide messenger RNA. RefSeq lists its product as uncharacterized. The record is from RefSeq and is a predicted model, not a curated record. Gene Ontology annotation, biological process: RNA export from nucleus; protein export from nucleus. Gene Ontology annotation, cellular component: RNA nuclear export complex; cytoplasm; nucleus. The transcript has 9 exons. The coding region runs from base 1 to 3753 and encodes 1250 amino acids. Lineage: Eukaryota; Fungi; Ascomycota; Sordariomycetes; Magnaporthales; Pyriculariaceae. Gene Ontology annotation, molecular function: RNA binding; nuclear export signal receptor activity.